GUUUGUCAUUAAAUGACUAUCUACUGAAGGGGCCGGACCUACUUACAUCUCUGUUCGGCAUUAUGGUAAGAUUUAGGGAGAACAGAGUAGCGGUGACCGGCGAUAUAAAAGAUAUGUUUUUAAGGAUAAAGGUAAGAGAAGAAGACCAGAACGCACUCAGAUUUCUGUGGAGAAGCAGUCCUGCAGAACAUGAAAAAACGUACGUGAUGACGUCAUUAAUAUUUGGCGCGAAAUGUUCACCGUUCAUAGCUCAAUUUAUUAAGAAUAAAAACGCACUAAGGUAUGAGUCAUCGAUGCCAAACGCCGUAGCAGCGAUAUGUAAUCAACAUUAUAUGGAUGACUACAUAGACAGUUUGCCAGACGAGGCCGCCGCCAUAACAAUGGUACGUAAUAUUAGUAAAAUUCACAAAUCAGGAGGUUUUCAUAUUUGUAAUUGGACUAGCAACAGUCCAGCCGUAUUGGAUAGUAUUCCAAAGGAGUCCUUAGGUACUACGGCCGUAAAGUUCAAAAUAGAUCAAGAAUGCGAAGGUGAACGUACGCUCGGAUUGAUAUGGUACCCGCGCGAAGACGAGUUGGGGUUCGAUGUGUCUCUCAAGCGCAUACCACAUGACAUAAUUAAUGGUAAGAAUAGACCAACAAAAAGAGUUAUGCUCAGAGUCAUAAUGUCAAUAUUCGAUGUAUUUGGAUUCUUAUCGCCAUUUACUAUACAAGGUAAAAUAAUGUUGCAAGAUACCUGGCGCGCUGGAAUCAGCUGGGACGACUUAGUAACAGAUGACAUACAUAAAAAAUGGUGUCAGUGGGUCAAUGUACUAACGAGUGAAAUAAAAAAUAUCCGUCUGCCGAGGUGGUAUCAAGCAGCGACGAGUGGGAGUGAGUCAGCGAUAAAACGUAGCACUUCAGUUCAGGUAAACAUAACCUCUCUCACCUCUCGUACAUCUACAAGCGUAACCGAACGGGCUAUCGGCUACGAAACUGGCGUAGCUAAUAGCUGCGCUACGACAUCCCGCUGCAAUGACGUAGUGACAGGCGCUACGAAACAGGUUUUGGCUGGAAGUGAAUAUAGUAAUUUAGAGUUACACUUGUGUUGCGAUGCGUCGACUAAAGCAAUGUGCGCAGUCGCAUACUGGCGAUGGUACGUAAAUAAAGAUAUAUGUAUGUCAUUCAUAGCUAGCAAGUGCCGUGUCGCGCCCGUGAGUCAUACUACCGUGCCGCGUUUGGAAUUGCAAGCUGCUUUAUUGGCUGCGAGGUUGGCAGAUACAAUAAUCAGAGAACACAAAAUAAAUCCAGUAAGGCGUUAUUUUUGGUGCGACUCUAGUACCGUGCUACACUGGAUAUGUAAUAAUACACGUAGCUAUAAAACGUACAUAGCAAACCGGCUGGGUGAAAUAGACGAGCUAAGCCGCCCUGAGGAGUGGCGGUAUGUAUAA
Messenger RNA from Achroia grisella, 1427 nucleotides. RefSeq lists its product as uncharacterized. The record is from RefSeq and is a predicted model, not a curated record. Bases 63 to 1427 code for a protein of 454 amino acids. NCBI's taxonomy places the organism in Eukaryota, Metazoa, Arthropoda, Insecta, Lepidoptera, Pyralidae. The transcript has a single exon.